Umbelopsis ramanniana AG is the source of this 5298-nucleotide messenger RNA. RefSeq lists its product as uncharacterized. Gene Ontology annotation, molecular function: phosphopantetheine binding. The transcript is spliced from 6 exons. The coding region runs from base 1 to 5298 and encodes 1765 amino acids. Gene Ontology annotation, biological process: amino acid activation for nonribosomal peptide biosynthetic process; secondary metabolite biosynthetic process. The record is from RefSeq and is a predicted model, not a curated record. Gene Ontology annotation, cellular component: cytoplasm. NCBI's taxonomy places the organism in Eukaryota, Fungi, Mucoromycota, Umbelopsidomycetes, Umbelopsidales, Umbelopsidaceae.
AUGCAUUCAAGCGAUACCAACUUGAAUAGUAUUAGCAACCUUCCUUUCAACAUCCAUUGCUUUGUUGGUUCUGAUGAGAGGAUUACUCUUGGUAACUCUCUGUCGAUUCUAUUAAGAGCUGUUCCUGAAUGGAGACCCUCCUCUGAUGACAACGUCAACGCUGGCAUGGAAGGCUCCUUGCCUGUCUUUGUAUCUCUAUGUGGACUACUGCUGUUUCGCUACACAUCAUCUCCCAGCUUCAAAAUGAAUGUCGCAUACAGAACUUCCAGUGUACAAAUGACCAUCAAGACCAUCGAGUUCAAUGUUUCCAUUACUCCAAGAUCAACUUUCCUCAACUUGGUCAGCCAUGUAUUGAGCACCUUGUCAGCAGAAUUGCCAGAGUCCUCUCUACCUAACAUACAAGACGUAUUAUACAUCAAUAUCAACGAUCGCGACAACGAGUCUCCAGAAAUAGUGGAAAUGUCCAGAACCGGUGGACUUUACUUGCACUUUAUUGACAUUCAAGACUGCUUCAUGACCAUCUUUUCGUUCUCCAACCUCUUGUCCUCUGUGUAUCCCAACGCUAUCAAUAUCAAGUCCCACUGGCUUUGUAUGCUGAACGGUCUCCGUACUGCUCCACUUGAGUUUGCCAGUUAUGCUCUGUAUGAAGUUCCUAUCCUUGAAUCCGAAGAAAACAAAACUCUGUUAAACGUUUGGAACAAGUGCCCUCACCCUGAUGUCCAUCAGAAGCUUGGAAUGAACGCCGCACUUUUGCAAAAUCUGUUUGAAAGGCAGGCAUCAAUGCAUCCUGAAAACCUUGCCAUUGUACAAGAAGAUCCUGAGAAUCCUGUAAGGUAUACUUACUAUACCGCUAAUUUUUUGGCCGACGUUGUUGCAAGAUACAUCAACGCUUACCCUCAAGACAACAAAAAAACAAGACGAGCCUACACCUUUGAUGAUGAAGAAGUCUUCAUUGCUCAUCUUUUUCCCCGCUGUGCUGAAUCCUACAUUGCUAUGUUGGGUAUUCUUAAAAGCGGAUCCGCCUAUGUUCCUCUGGACCCUGCUUUUCCCAUGGAAAGAAUAUGCUAUAUCCUGCAAGAUUGCCAAGCCAAGUUUAUCAUAACUACUUCUGAGCUCGGACUCAAGAUGAAGGACUUUCUAGAAGAGCAAAAAAGCCAAGGUCAAAGCAUUAGAACUCAAGUUCUUAUAUGGGAAGAAAUCUCAAGCACCAAGAUCGUAGACCGAGAAUGCGCCUUCAUCGAUGGAAUGGUCACUCACAAAAGAAAGAACACAAGUGUUGAAAGACCUGCUUAUGUGAUCUACACCUCUGGUACUACCGGAAACCCCAAAGGUUGCAUAAUUGAACAUCGCAGUGCUGUCAAUCUUGUAUUAUCCGAGUCGAUUAUCUUUCCCUUGUCCGAUAAGGAUGUGGUAUUUCAAAACUUUUCAUUGGCUUUUGAUGCAUCCAUUGAAACCAUUUGGCUGGCCUUCUUCAACGGUGCUACUCUAUACAUCCCUACGGAAGAUAUGAUGCACUCUGGCGCUCAAUUAGCACAGUUCAUCAACCAAGCAAAUAUCACUGUCCUUUCCUGUGUCCCAACCAUGUUGAACAUGAUGAGCAUUGGCAUUUCAGAGAAUGAAUUAAGCGAUGAUUACCUACUGCCGACCGUCAAACUAUUGAUUGUCGGUGGUGAGUCUUGCCCAAAAGACGUCAUUGAGAAAUGGAGUCUGAACGGAAAAAGACGAAUGGUCAAUACCUACGGACCAACAGAGGCAACAGUCAUUGCCACCUUUGGCGACUGCAAACCUGAAGAUGUGAACGUCACUAUUGGUACGGUUGUUCCAAACUACGAGGUGUACAUUCUGGAUGCGUUCAUGAACCCUGUACCAAUUGGUGCCAUCGGCGAGCUCUGCAUUGGAGGAAUUGGUGUUGCACGUGGAUACUUGAACCGCCCCGAUUUAAACCAGGAAAAGUUUGUUCCCAAUCCUUUCUCAAACGGCUCUGCUCACUCUCAACGUCUCUACAAGUCUGGAGAUCUUGCUCGCUUCAUUCCUUCCCAUACCGGAAAAGGCCCAUCAGGCUUACCAGCCGGUAGCAUAGAACAUCUCGGUCGCAUUGAUAUGCAGGUCAAGAUCAGAGGCUUUCGAGUGGAAAUAUCGGAGAUCGAAUCCGUUAUUGUCAGCUGCUGCGAAGAAGUUGAAAAUGCAGUCGUUAAUGUCUGGAAAAGCAAGAGUGACGACCCCACAGAAGAAUCUGUCGAGCUAUUGGUAGCCUAUUUGGUACUCAAACAUGACCUGAUGUUUAACGAACCACUUCUCAAGGAGGUUCUCAAGGCUCGUCUUCCCUAUUACAUGGUUCCAAGCAUCUUUCAAACCAUUACUGAAAUACCGACUUUGCCAAGUGGAAAGAUCAACCGAAAGGCCCUUCCAGAACCCGUUAUUCCAAAGUUCAAUAUUCAGGUUCCCAGUUCAGACAGUGACUUGACCGUCGUAAGCAACUUGUUGACGCCAACCCAGCGAAAGGUGGCACAGCUAUGGAGAACUGUACUGCAUCUGACUGACCAAACCUUAGAGCCGGAUUCCGACUUCUUCGAAUUGGGUGGCCACUCCAUGGUAGCUGCCAAGUUUGUUUCAAGCCUACGCGCUCUGGCUGAAUACCGAGAUGUGACCAUGAUUGAUGUUUACAAGUACCGCAAAUUGGAGGAGUUCUCAGGACGUCUUGAAUUUUAUUCCCAAAAGUCUUCCGGAAGCUCAGCCUCUAUUAACUCUGAAAUGGACACCGUUCUUGGAUCACCGCCCAUAAGAGUGAUCCCCCCUGGUCCCGCCAACGUUAACUGGUUCGUCAAAAACAUCUUCAUGUUCAUUUCCCUCUACCUGGUGUUUGUGUUUGCUUCCAUGCAACUGAUGGUGCCCUAUCUCAUGUAUUCCUAUGUGAAUAUUGAGAGCUUCACUUCCAUUGAGGCUAGCGAAAACCUUACUAUCACUAUUUCAGACCUACUCUUACAUCCUACUGACACUCCAAACUAUGAUACUCUACAAAACAUUUAUGGUGCAAGAUUUGAUUAUAGUGCUUUUGCUCUUAUGAUAUGCUCUCUUUUGAUCACCUGGGCCAUUUAUCCAAUUGUUUGUAUCGCAGCUAAAUGGAUCAUUAUCGGUCGUUUCAAGCCUGGUGUCUAUCCUCUUUACGGAGUUUACUACUGGAGAUGGUGGAUUGUCCACCGUAUGACAACUAUGCUGCCACUAUCCUUCUUCAAAGGUUCUCCACUUCUUGUUUACAUCUACCGAGCUAUGGGAGCAAAAAUCGGCAAGAAUGUAUACAUGGGAACCGGCCAUGUUUCGUGUCUUGAUAUGGUCAAUAUCGGUGAUAACACAAGCAUUGGUAUUGAUGUCCAUUUACACGGCUAUACUGUGAAAAUGGGCAAAAAACAACCUAAUGGACGAUAUCAAGGCUGGCUAGUUAUUGGUCCCUUGGAAAUUGGCUCCAACUGCUACAUUGGGGCUCGCACUCAUUUAGCCGUCGACUCUGUCGUUCAAGACGAUGUUGGUAUUGCUGAAUUCUCUAUGGUACCCGAAGAAACCGUUCUUGAAAGUGGCAAUACAUAUGCUGGAUCUCCCAUUGAACGAUGUGAGCGAGCGGCAUUAAGCUGUGAAUUUGCAGAUAUCGCUGAGAACUCCAAGGAACUUUACCCGGAUGUUGUUGAUCCUAGGAGACUACCUCACUGGCUUGCCAUCUGUAUUCAAGCUUUCUUCGUCCUUGGCAUGAUGCUGGUGUUUAUGGCUGCUCUCAUCCCCGGCAGCGUCAGUAUGGUCAUCCUUAUCAACCACCCUUCCUUUGCAUAUCCUCUCACUUCAGAAAUUGCAGGAGAUGGCGACGAGCGGACCACUUCGGUUUACUGGUUAGUUGUCAUGUCGGUCUUGCUUGUAAUCUCCUUCAUUUUUGUCCUAUGUCUGGAAAUUGCCGCUAUCAAAUGGCUGCUACUUGGUAGAUCGAAAGCCACUAGAAAAAUUUUCCAUGUCGACAGCUGGCUUUACUGUCGCAAGUGGUUUGUAGAUUGCCUUAUGCAACUCAGCUUGGCUAUGCUGCAUUCUAUGUAUGCUACUCUAUUCCUUCCUAUCUGGUUCAGAAUGCUUGGCUCCAAGAUAGGAAAACUUGCCGAAGUCUCCACUGUUUUCCAUUGCUCACCAGAUCGCUUGGUCAUGAAAGAUGGUAGCUUCAUUGCUGAUGCUGCCUACCUUGGUCCUCCUCGAAUUUGCAAUGGCUGGGUUCAAAUAUCCGAUACUAUCAUUGGCGAAAAAUCCUUCAUUGGAAACUCUGCCUUUGUCCCCACCGGUGUGGAAAUCAAGAAUAACUGUCUGUUAGGCGUCAGUUCCAGACCACCUCUUCAAGAAAGCCCAAGGCCAAAGUGUGAUCGUCCUGACACCCCAAAAAGCGAAGUUUCUACGUUGGUUGCCCUGGAAGUUCAGGAAGCCUUGGAUUGUACAUAUGACCCAGGGUUUACAAACGGUAUCUCACAAGAAGUGGCAGAAGGCACCUCUUGGCUUGGGUCCCCAGGAUUAUUUCUUCCCAAUAGAGCAACUUCUGCCAAGGCGGUUUCCAGUUCUCGUACAUUCAAUCCUCCGUGGUAUCUCUACAUUGCCCGUCUAUCGGUUGAAAUCUGGAGAGUGGGUCUUCCAACACUUAUCUUUGGUAUCGCUUCUCUGGUGUUGUUCUUCGCAACUACCUACAUUAGCGCAUUUGACUGGGUCAACGAGCUGGUUUUUUGGCUGGUCUUCCCAUUCGCUUACAUUUUUUCUGCGGUCUUCUGCUGUCUUCUGGUUGCACUUUGUAAAUAUGUCAUCAUGUGGAAAUACGUUCCAAGAGAAGCGCCACUCUGGAGCUUUUACGUUUGGAGAACCGAACUCAUCGGGGCUCUUGAAGAAGCCCUUAGCAAUGUGGUUCUUUGCAAUCAUAUUCGCGGUACGCCAUUCGUGUGCUGGUGGUUCAGACUCCUAGGUGCCAAGAUUGGUAAAAACGUCUGGCUGGAAACCACCAUGGUGACUGAAGCUGACUUGCUGACCAUCGGAGACGACUGUGCUAUUCGAGCCGACUGUACCUUGCAAACCCAUCUCUUUGAGGACCGCAUCAUGAAGAUGUCUUACUUGAAGAUCGGCAAUGGCUGCGAGAUUGGAGCAUGGUCUAUUGCUUUGUACGAUGGUGUCUUGGAAGAUGGCUCUCACCUCGGAGACUUCUCUUUGCUGAUGAAGGGCGAGCGAUUCAUCGAGAACUCCGAUAUGGUGGGUAUUCCUGCACAGCCUGUUUCUCGGCCAAAGCUGGAUUAA